GUACAUAUGGUUUAUACGUCAAAGUGAAAACGAAAAAUAAACAUCAAAGCUUAUGUGAAUAAUAAAAACGUUGUUUUCAUAUUUGAAUAAUAAAAAUGGCACAAUCCAUGGAUAUUUCGGUGGAAUCAGCCAUUGAUUAUGUUAUUCAUGGCAUCACCUACGGUGAGAUCUUUCAACCGCCGCUAGCACUGUCGGAGAAUGCAUGUCGAAUUGAUUUUGGUACAUCAAUGGGCAAUCAAAGGGGAAAAAGAUGAUGAAGAAAUUAAGGAAGCGGAUCGAUUCAAUGCCAAUCUAUGACCAUGGGAUUCUGUCUGUCGACAACAAACUACGUUGUUAGAGAGAUGAGCCGGGGUGUUCACACAACAGCAUCAAAGCAACGCCACAGCGACAUUACAUUGGGCAGCAAAUGUACGUACAUUCGAGAGCAGUAAAACACACACAAAGAGAGAGAGAGAGAGAGAGAGAGAGAGAGAGAGAGAGAGAGAGAGACAUUUUACCAGCCAGUUGAAAACAAGAUGUGUACAGUUUGCCGCAAAAGGAUUGAAAUUUUAACAAAUGAAAUGGCAUCACACACACACACACACUCACUCACUCACCAAGGCACAACGACAACGUUCGAUUACUUUCUAGAUUGAGCAAAACAAAAUACUGUUACCGGCUUUUGGCAUGUGCAAACAUGAAAAUAGAACUAUACAGUGCUAGUAGCCAUUGCAAAGUGAGACACGCGCUCCAGCCGCAGACAUUGAACAGCAAUCGAAGUGAUAAUAAUAAUAAUAACUGCACCGAACAGCGUUCCUUCGCCUUGGUGCAAAGUACAGUGAUUGAAAUUGGUCAAAGCCAGUGUGAAACGGGAGACCAAUUUUCGAAUUGCGCAUGAAUUCAACGGGAAGAAAAGUCAAAAUCAAAUUCAAAUUUUGUAGCAACACGAACCAAAAGUACUACGCAAUAGUGCUAACAAUACGUUCCAACAAAACAACGUACCGUUAACGGCUUUGUGCAUGUGCAAACAUGAAACUGGACAUACAAAGCUAGUAGCCAUUGCAAAGUGAGACACGCAUCAGCCGCAGAUAUUGAACAACAAUUGAAGUGAUCGGACGCAUAUAUUAUUUUCUCUUCUUGAUCUUUCGAUACAAUUUGAUUUUAAAACAUUUAUUAUUCGGUAAAAAUCGAGAAAAAAGUUUUGUUUUAAGUGUACUGACAACAGAAAUUUUUUUUUACCAUCCAACGCUCACAUUUUCUUGGGGUGUUUUUUCCGUUCGUUUGUCACAGCAAAGUACAGUGAUUUUGCGUGUUUGCUUUUAAAAUUGGCCAAAGCCCUUACCAAACGGGAGACCAUAUUUUAAUUGCGCAUGAUUUAAACGUGAAAAAAAAACAAAAUCGAAUUCAAAUCCUGUAACUAUAUAAAAUGAAAUAUGUUUUUAAAUUAAAAAUUGAAAAGAGACAAUGCGACCACGUAGAAAAUCAGUAGUCAUAGCACGAACACAAAUUCGUGCAUCAUUAAGAGGUCUGGGAUUGUCUCUCCGAGAUGACAGCGAUGAUAGUGCAUCAAACAGUUCAUCAAAAAUUUCGCAGAGUCGUUCGCCGAGUCAUUCGCCAGCUGCAAAACGAUCACGAAUAGAUGCCAUCAGUAAUGCACCAAGUGGUGUGGUUCCAACUCAAGCUCAAAGUCAAGCAUCAGAAUCAGUUAGUUCGACAAUGAGACCAAAUGAACAAACGAGACAACGUCGCCGAAAAGCAAAUCGUACGGGAUUUGAUCGACCAACAUCAAAUGUGAAUCAAGUGCCACUGAAUGCACCAAAUGCCAAUCCACCACAGCCAUCUACAUCGACAUCGGCAAUGGCAGCCGCAUCAACAUCAGCAGCUACAACGACAACAACAAAAAAGCCAUUGAAACGCCCAAAUGAAAUGAGAGCAAAACGAGGUGAAACAGAGAAUAAAGACCUAGAACAAUUCACCGUGGUAAUGACACUGAAUCAAUUUUUGCGCGAUGAAAAAGUUUUCCCAGACAAACAACGUCUGACUGAUUUAAUUGAAAGAGUUGUGGCCAAUUCCUCAAGAAUGUUCAAAUUGGCAUCGCUUUAUGUGCUCUUCAUAUUGAAUCGGUUGGUUGACAAUGGUUCCGAUGUCGAAAUCCGUCGUGAAUUUUUGGCCAAAUUCAAUGCAAACAAAUAUUUCAGAGCAUUGAAAAAAACUCCACUCCAUACGCCAGCAUACAUAUUGGACAAUGAAUUUCGUGAUUUUCUCAUCGAAAACGACAUCGAAACCAAAUUGGAUUUGGAUAAUGCCAACCAAGUAUUGAAAUUUGCGAUCGAACAAUACGACCGAAAUGCGAAAUUAAUCGUGAAAACGCACAUGAGACGAUACAUGAGGAGAUAUUUCAAAAAUUUGGGUGCAACAAAACACCAGAUAAAUAAAAUCAUGAAUUAUCUAUGUGACCGAAAUUCAACGUGCCGUCCAAAUGCCAAUUUAUUGAAUCGCUAUUUGGAAGAGUUGAAACCAUUGGUGCCACCACAAGUGGUACAACCACAGCGACGGCGACGACAAACGCCACCACGGCGUGGGCCUCAAAGUGGACGAGGAAGGCGAAGAGGUCGGCAACAGCGGCAACAACGACAACGAGGGCGACGAGGACGGCAACAACAACCGUUACCAGUGCCACGCGGUUGGUUAUUUGAGACGCACAGCAAAUUUGACUGGUACAAGUACGUUUACGAAUUGUUGAAUUUACAACGUGUAAUCCAUGCGCACAAUGCAACCAAUCCGCAUCGAAAUUGGUCAUCGUUUGUGGCGGUGCCACAAUCAAGCAAUGCCAAACAUCAUGCAAGAUUCGAUACAGAUGGAUUCGUACUGCUAACGAAUCUCUUGUAUGAAGCAGGGACUGGUCAAAAAAUCCCAGUGCAGAGAGAUCCGUGGACGCAUGCCCAACACAAUGCAUUUUGGCGUCGAUUUGUAAACUUGGACAAAAUCAAUAAGCCGAGUCAACAGUUUGACUUUUCAUUCACCACCGAUGGAUGUUCAGCCCAUUUGAAAAUGAUUCGGCGAUCCAGAAACGUUAACACCAACACCAACAAUAACAACAACAAUGAUGAUGCAGUUCCGAAUCCAGAACAACCAAUCCGUGCCGCCAAUCAUUCAACGUGCUUACGAUUCAGGACAAAUUGAGAGAAUUAUCGGUUGUGAUCCGGGCUACAGAGAAUUUGUGGGGGUCGUACGCAAAGAUUUAGCGACCGAUAAUGAAGAAAAUUUUCUAAAAUCAUCGAAAGAGUGGCACCAUAUGACCGUGAAAAUAUGUAUGUAAACUGCGUGAAAAUAUGUAAACUGCGUGAAAAUCGUGAAAUGUAUGAGGAAAUGCCAUCGAAGAAAAGUGCCGACUACCGUACCUAUCUGGAUUACCAGCUGGAUGUAUUCAAUGAAUCAUGCGAGAUAAAGUAUCAAAAACGUGUGGCUCGUUUAAAGUUUGAUGCAUAUACACGUACGCAGGUAGCAUUGCAUGUGUUGGUAAAGCAAAUGACAAAAGUCGAUCGUAGAAUGUCGGAUGCUGAGAAAACAGUGAUAUUGGCAUUUGGAGGUGCAAAAUUUGCAUCAAACUCACCCAUCAAAGGAUAUCUACGGUGUCCGCAUCGUGCAUUGCAACAAAUGGCACGUGAAUAUGUAUUCGUUUUGCCAAUCAACGAACACAACACAUCGCAGAAGUGUAGUCGAUCAGGACGUAAGCUGAAGAAACGAAGAAGUGUACCAGAACGUCAAUCAAAAGACCGUUUUCUAGUUUGCCCCAACUGUAAACCGGUCGAAGAUGGCGUUUUUCACGAUCCAAUUCAAUGGACAGGCAGAGUUCAUCGUACUUUCAAAAAGAAACAUCAAGAAUGGAAAUACCGUUCCAUAUGUACAUUCGAUCGACCGGUUCCAGAAGCAAAUCCAAAUCCACCACCAAGACAAAAGAAAAAGAGAUACCAGAAGCAGUUGGAACCGAAAACAACAGUUAUAUUCAAUCGCGACAUAAAUGCAGCGAGAAAUAUGAUUAAGAAAGGAUUGUAUAUGUUGAAUCAUCUGCCGAUGCCAAAUUGUUUCCGACCAUUCAGGCAUCAACUCCAUUAUUACUUCAACAAUUAAAAUCAAAAAUAAAAAUUAUAAGCACGGACGUCUACGCGAACAUUCUCACAAUGGGAAUCUCAUUGUUUGAAACAAUGAUACCAAGACGUAGUAGUGGACGAUGCUAACAAGUACUAGAAAUAGUACCAGCGAUUCGUUCAAAUUUAUUGAAUGAAAAUACAUCUACUGAA
Molecule: messenger RNA, 4280 nt
Organism: Contarinia nasturtii (swede midge)
Lineage: Eukaryota; Metazoa; Arthropoda; Insecta; Diptera; Cecidomyiidae
Exons: 11
Coding region: 1444-3162 (572 amino acids)
Source: RefSeq, a predicted model, not a curated record